UCCCGCCAGUGACGUCAUAUCCAGGACAUCCGCAGGAGUGGUUCCCAAAACACGCAAUUUGAGGGAACUGUGACUUAAUUAAAUCCUUAUACACCCCGGGACGUUGCUUGCCAGGCGCCUGAGAACCCCGGGGACCCGUUGAAGGCGCUGAAGAGGCAGUGCCAGUUUAAGCAUCACACACUUCUACCGUCACUGCCACAAUGUUUGGACAGUCGCGGCCCACGUUUGGCGCCACCAAUACCACAUUCGGAGUGAGUUUCGGCACACCAAGCACCACCACCAGCACCACCGGGUUUGGCGGCGGCACCUCCUUUGGUAGAUUCGGUGCCCCACAGCAGCAGACCACCAGCUUCGGCACUGGCACAGCGCCCUUUGGUGCCUCCACGUCCUCCUCCACAUCCCUGUUUGGUACCCAGCCCCAACAGAGCACAGGGGGGCUAUUCGGCCAGCCUCAGACACAGACCUCCACAGGCUUUACCACUGGCUUCGGGUCUACAAGUGGUGGUGGACUCUUUGGCCAGACGCAGCAGACAGGGACAGGUCUGUUUGGGGCCACCGGUAGCACUGGGUUUGGGGCACAGCAGUCCACACAGAACCGUCCCUUUGGGUUCGGCCAGACCACCACCAGCACCACCACCACUGGGGGCUUGUUUGGCACCACGCCCUCCACUGGUGGCGGCCUCUUUGGCACCUCCACAGGCUUCGGCGCAACAGGUGGGGCAGCAGUGAGUGGUACGACAGUCAAGUAUGAACCAGUGACAGGCAGCGACACCAUGACCCGCAAUGGGGUGUCCACCAACAUCAGGACCCGGAUUGAGGUCAUCACUGCCAUGAAGGAGUAUGAGAACAAGUCAAUGGAGGAGCUGAGAGUGGAGGAUUACCUGGCCAAUCGCAAGGGUCCAGGACAGGCCGGGGCGCUGGGGGGCUUCGGCCAGACCCAGCCCCAGGCCACACCAUCCUCCGGGGGCCUCUUCAGCACUGGCACCGGCACCUCCCUCUUCGGCACCAAACCCCCAGAAAAUAAAUCACUCUUUGGCACCACAGCCUCCACCACAGGCUUUGGUGCUACCAGCGGAGGCAGCCUGUUCGGAACCACCAAUGUAGCAGCACCGUUUGGCCAGCCCAGCACCACCACCAGCACGGGCUUCUCCUUUGGUCAGACACAGCAGCAACAACCCAAAGCAACUGGGUUCAACUUCAGCAGCGCAGCAACCCCCACGUCCUCCCUGUUUGGCACCACAACACAGCAGCCGCAGCAGCCCUCCUUUGGCAUGCAGGGCUUCCAGCUGGGCCAGAAUGCACAGCAGCAGAACACAGGCAGUCUCUUCGGCACACAGAACAAGCCAGGAUCCGUGUUUUUACCGACACCAAACACAGGCAGUGGGCUUUUUGGCAACAAGCCCACCACCAUGUCACAGUCCCUCGGCACAGGGUUUGGCACCACCUCCACCGGUGUGGGCUUUGGCAACACCUCCAGCGCAUCUACGGGUGGCAGCCUCUUUGGAAACCAGGCGCAGAACAAAGGCCCAGGGUUCUUCUCUAGCUCAGCCUUCAACACAGGCAACACAUCAUUCAGCAGCACGGGUCCCUUUGGGCCGAACAGCAAUCAGCAGAAGCCCGGGAGCAACCAGCCUUGCUUUGGUUCCCCCAUGAUGGGAACUGGCUUUGGCACCAACCCCAGCACCUUCGGUAGUUCCCUGGCCUCCAGCGCCAUGGGCACCGCCAGCACAGGGUUUGGCACAGCACAACAGAACAUGCUGGGCGGUGGAGGGGCUGGCUCGGGUUUCUUCCUUGACCUGGGCAAGUUGGUGAAGGCCAUAACAGAGAAGCCCAUCUUUGACCUGCCUGUUGAGGGCAAGUCCGGAGCAGAUAAGGCAGGCAGCCCAUCCACCAGCGACCAGGUGUCCUCCAAGCUGAAGCCCACUUACAUGUUGCCCCCAUCACUCGUCAACCUGAAGCCCAAGCCUAUUAACAAGCCCAACAACCAGAACAACAACCGGCACUGGCUCUUCAAGGGGCUGGAGGACCCUAACGAGGAGAGUGCCGAGGACUUCCUGAAGCCCAAGAAAUACCCCAGCGUGCGCACUCUCAACCUCAAGGUGUUCCGAGGGGCAAAGGCUGACGGCACCACCCCCACCACGCCCAUUGAUACCCCCAGGAGGGUCAAUGGGGAGGUGGAUGGCACCAUUAACGGUGGUGAGGAGGGUGGGGACAGGCCCUCGCCACUCACCACUCCCCUCAGCACCCUUGGGAACUCCACACCUCUGCCUCUUGUGAUCAGUAAUAAUAAUGGGCCCGUUCAGACACAUGAUCAGUCGCCCACCCCAGAUAUCAUCAAGGGACGAGGUAACAUCAAGCACCUCAGCCUGCCAGACAAGACGAGCCAGCACAUGGACGACACAUUGGCAGACCUCAACGUGCGUGCUUGCAGACUGAAGGAUCCGCACCACCUUGACCCGGACUCCGAGGCCAACAAGGAAAACAACAGCAACAACAUAUCUCUCUUCAAUGCCUCGGGUGACGAAGACCUGCCCGACGUCGUGUCCACCACGUCUGAGGAGCCUCACCCUGCUGGAAUCAAGUUGCAACGCCCUGGCUACUACACACUGCCCCCAGUGGAAGAACUGGCCCAAAUGGUGGAGACAGAAGGGGACACAAAGCGGUGCCCUGUCACAAACUUCACGGUGGGACGUUAUGGUUACGGCAACGUCUGCUUCCUGGGUGUGACGGACGUGGCAGGGCUGGACCUGGACGCUGUGGUGUUCAUUGUGCGGAAGCAGGUGGAGGUGUACCCGCCCGGCACCACCAAGCCACCCCGGGGACAGCAGCUCAACCGGGCUGCUAUUGUAACACUGGACUGCGUUUGGCCGGUGGACAAAGCGACCCGUGAGGUGAUCAAGAGCUCGGAGCGGCUGCAGGCAAUGGGCUGGACAGAGUACCUGGAGCGUCAGUGUGUCAAGAUGGAUGCCUCCUUCCUCGAGUACAGGCUGGAGACCGGGUCCUGGGUGUUCAAGGUGAAUCACUUUUCAAAAUAUGGCCUGCAAGACGACAACGAGGAAGAGGAGAUGGUGGCCAUCCCCCCCAAGCAGCAGCAGCAACCCCCCUCAGAUGCCCUGAUGCCCCCACAGACCACCACCACCACCACUUCCUCCUCAUUGGUGCCCCAUGCUCUGCCCCACAAGAAUGCUGGUCCCCCUGCCGUCGCCCUCACCUCCCCCCCUCAGUUCUCCCUGAGUCACACCACCACCACCACCACCACCCCAGCCCUCUCACAAGCUCAGCCACCACAGACCAGGUUCCUAGAGUCAGCCCUGCAGGACUCCCAAGUGGCUGAGGAUGACCUGCUGAAUUCUGUGGGAAGGGAACCUGAGGAGAGUGCCUCCUUGAGCAUCCUGUCCCCAAGUGCCGAGCGCCUGACGGUAGUGUCACGUGUGGUGCCAAGGACAGUGCAACUAGCCAAGAUGCAGAUGUUUGGCGGCCAAGAUGAGGAGGAGGAGGAGGAGCAGGAGAGCAUGGUGAUAGGGAGGGAAGUGCAGCCCUAUAUUACGACAACGAGAGAGAGCACACCCACACCUCAGUAUCCAAAAGCAUUGAACAAGAGGCGGAUGCUCUCGGGCGAUGUGAGUGUCAGACGAGUGUCCAGCCCUUCCCAGAGUGAGGCCAAGUCAAGGGUGGGUGCACAGCCACCCCUCAGGCCCCUCUCACCCAAGACUGUUGCAACUCGUGAGGAGCCCAAACUGCAUGAACCCCACACCGAGUACCAGCUGCUGCCAAGUGGCCGAGACGAGGGUCAGGAGCUGGGCCAUGUGCCACCCCAACACAAGGCCACACAAAUCCCUCUGGCCAACUCACUCCUACACGGCAUCCAGAACUGCGUGGCCGACAUGGGAGCCUUCAUGGGGCGCUCCUUCAGGGUGGGAUGGGGGCCUGGCUGGACGCUGGCACACACUGGUCCCAUGCUGGCCCCGGACCAAGACUUCGGCACUGAAGGGGAGCAGGAGAGUGUGCCCCUCCAGCCCUCGCCCCCUCCAUCCUUCCUCUUCGUGGGGUCCCUGGCCAGUCAGCCCAAGGUGGCCAAGGGAGUGGAAGGCCCAGGGUACAAGAUGUUGAUAGAACAGCUACACACCAUUCAGCCAGACCGCGGUACCAUUUUGGUCCUGGUAGAGGAGUGCCUGGCCUGCAUCCUUGAACACAGUGUCGUAGAGGGCACUGCGGAGAUGGAGGACCUCUCAGAUCCCACCUCCUGCCCCUCCUUCAGGCCCCUCAAGGAUGUGGAACUCCUGCACCAACUGGCAGAAACUGCCGCCCUACACUCCUACCAGGAACCCGCCCUGGAGGAGAUCCUGACCCUGUGUGUGGCUCUCUGGGGGCGCCUUGACUUCUACUCCCCUGAAACUGAUGGAGAGAGUGAGUACAGCAUGUCCCGGGCACGAGUGGAGGCAGUGAGUCAGUGGCUGGAGUCAGUGAGUCAGGAGGCGGUGGUGCGGGAGGUGACAGGAUCACUGGGACCAGAGGGCGGGGAGGAGGGAUACCUGGAUGCCAUCCUUGCCCACCUCUCUGCGAGACAGGUGUCCCAGGCUUGUGUUUUGGCACAGGACAGAGGAGACCACCAUCUGGCACUGCUGCUGGCCCAGGCAUGCAUGGGGCAGAGCGCACCCCGGCAGAUCAUGGCGGAGCAGCUGGCCAACUGGGCAGAGGGAGGCACGGACGCCCUCAUGUCCCCUACCCGCCUCACCCUCUUCACCCUGCUGGCGGGGGCAGCCACCCACCAGGCCACCCACAUGGCCCUCAACACAUGCACCAGCCUGGACUGGCGCCGUGCCCUGGCCCUGCAUCUGUGGUAUGUUUGCCCAGCCACUGCCACACUAGCAGAAGCCUUGGAGGAGUAUGACAAGGCAGCUGGUCUGGGCAAGAACUCCACAGGGUACUGCAACCCUCCCCUGCCACCGUACCUUGCUUCUCAUGCCCUGAGGAGUAAUAUGAGAGUGAGCUACGACAUGUGUUACCACCUUCUGAAACUGUUCACCAACCCUCGUCACCCCUUAGAGGCUCUGCUAAACCCUGCCACAGCGACCCCUGACCCCCUCAAUGUCGCCAUCAGCUGGCUAAUGUGGCAGGUCCUGCAGAGCCUGAGCUACCGCCACCUAUCGGACUACCACAACGCUAGCCUGCACCUCAACAUGGCGUCGCUGCUGGAGGCGGCAGGGCACUGGCACUGGGCUGUGUUUGCUCUGCUACACCUCACUGACCAUGACAGAAGAAAACGAGAGGUGCGGGAGUUACUGCUGCGCCACGUGAGGGUGAAGGAGGAUGAGGUAACAGAGGAGGAGUACGCCAGACAGGAGGCCUUCGUACAGGAGAGGCUGAGGCUGCCGAGGAAGUGGAUACACGAAGCUAAGGCAACGAGGGCACGGACACUUGGCUUGGUGGAUGAGGAGGCCUGGUAUCUCCUGAAGGCGGGUGACCUGAACUCUGCCCACACUCUCAUUGUGGACACCAUCGCACCCAACUCCAUCAUCAACGAGGAUCAUGAGUACCUGCUUGGCUACCUGGACCAAAUCAAGGCUGGAGAGCAGUACAAACAGGUGGCAGGGUGGGCAGCUGGGGGAGGCGUGUACUCAGACUACCUGGAGCUGGAUGCCUUGGUGAGCGACAUGACCACCUCCCAGCACCCCACACCUGCCCUCCUGGAACAGCUGCGACCUCGCCUCCUCACACUGUGCUCUCGUCUCAAUAAUCUGCAAUGUCGCACUGCCCUUCACAGGCUGUGUGUGUCAGAGAUGAGCAAGAAGGUGGUGGGUGUCCUGCGUGCUGUGGUGGGUGAGGGCACAGACGCCACACAGGUCCUCUCCCAGCAGCUCUCCAGCCUCCCUCUCACACAUGACUAUGCCCUUGCUGAACUCAACCUCAUCACCAAUCACUACCUCACACACCUGGCUGCUGACACCUGAGCAUGCCAGACAGGUGAGGCCACUCCUACACCUGCAUCACACCUGUUCCCUGUCCAUCUCUCAUCCAUCAUCACAUCCCGGUGGUCUAGCCCAAUGGAUGGAGUUAGUGGUGAUGAGUGUGGGCCAAAUCUCGUUUUUUGUGGUAUGACCUUUUUGUUGAUGUGUUAAAGUGACUUGAUCGACAGUGAUAUGAGUGGAGAUGUGACUUGUACUGUAGUGCACUGUGCUCAAAGGUUUACUAAGAUGCUUACUGGAGAAACUGGCUGAAAGAGAAGGGUUGUAAUAGUGUUAGUUUUACCAUUAAGGCUGAAAAAGAGGGAUAACUGUCCUUAAAGGGAUAAAGAGGGAGUUAGUAUCCUGAAGAGAGCUGUGUUGAAAUGUGGCUGUAGUGUUUAGGGAACUGAUCAGUGCAUGGGUUUUUGUUACCAUAGUGCACACAGGAAUAGAAAUUGAUGAAUGUUACUGAUUUGAAUGAAAAAAAAAUGUGUUUUUUAAAUGGAGAAUGAUGGUUAAAAAGUAUUGGAGGUUAUAGAGAAAGAAAACUGAAAAAUGUUGAGUAGAAUGUUGCUGAUGUGGCAGAAGAAAAGAAAAAUAAUUUGAAGUUAAAAGGAAAUGUUUAAAGAGUAUUAUACUUUGAAAAAAGAGCGAAUAAACUGGAAAACGUGAUAAGAAAUGGAACGCUUAAAAGAAAAUUAAAGAAAUGUAACUUGGAAAAAAAUGUGAUGAUAAAAUGCAAUAAAGUUAAAGAAAAUUUCACUCAUGAACCUGAAGAAAGAUAACUUUAAAAAAAAGAGAGAGAGAGAAAAAAAAAAAAUGAUUAGUAGGAGAGGUAAAGUAAAGAUUGUAGUGCCAUAGUGGCUCGUAAAGGUGCUGGUGGCUUGAUGUUGGGGUGCAGUUAUGAGCCUUACUGACAUAGUUUGUAGAAAAUGUAGAAAACGGUGAUUGGCUCGGAGCUGGCAUAGAGAGGGGCUGGAACUAAUACCUGUGUGUGUGUGUGUGUGUGUGUGUGUGUGUGUGUAUGGCAAGGUGAUGUUUUUAAGGUAAUUUCUAGUAUUUCAGUGGGUUUUUUUCUUUUUUAUUGUUUUUGAUGCCAUUUCUUAUUCCUUGUGUGUUGUCUUGUCUCUGGGCAUCAUUUGUAUAGAAAACUGCCAAAACUUUAAUAGAAACUAACAGAAAAUGCUGAAUGAGGUGGAAAUAAGGUACAAAUUCAUAUACAAAUUCACACACACACACACACACACACACACACACACACACACACACACACACACACACACAAAUGCACACUUACUAAUACACUUUCCCAGAUAUAAGAGUACAACACUGGAUUACAUUAGAAGAAAUAGAAGUGAUGUGUGCAAAUAAUAUACAUAAAUUUAAAGAAAACUUGUAAUUUGGUUAUGAAAAGUGGGACACAACAAAUCUAACUCCCUGAUGCACACACACACACACACACACACACACACACACACACACACACACACACACACACACACACACACACACACACACACACACACACACACACACACACACACACACACUAUAAAAAAAGCCAAGCAUUCAUCACUGCCAAAUAUAAAUGUAGAAAAUGUCUCAUUAGAUUUAGAUUUGUUAUAAAAAGUUGUAUUGUGGUUCUUUUACUUUUCAAAAUAGUGACAGGAGGAGAUGGAACAGCAGUGAUUGGGUGAUUGUGAAUAGUUAUGAUAUUUGUUAGGUGGGAUUGGAUAGAAGGAGGCUGAUUAGAUGGUUAUAAAUUGUUAGGAGAUUAACUGUAGAUUUAAUUGAGGUGUUUUAAGAGUUGGAGUUAUGUUGAUAGUUGUAGGAGGUGGAGGGGAAGAGUGUGCAUGUGUGUGUGUGUGUGUGUGUGUGUGUGUGUGUGUGUGUGUGUGUUUUUUGUGUUUGAAAUACUGAGAAAAGUAGAGCACAUAACAAUUAUGAUAAACUGAACUGGAAAAAAAUAUUGUAGAGGUAAAUAAAGUAAAAAGUAAUGAAAAGUAAACAGCUUUGAACUGACAAAAAGUAAAAUCAGUUAUCUGCCGAGAAAGGAAAAUAGAUUAAUGAGUAAGAAAUUUGUUUAUUGAAAAAAGCUGAAGUGGGAAAUUAAAGCAGGAAAUAAAAUGGGAAGAAAGUCAUGAAGGGGAAAAGCUGAUUCAUGAAAGACAGGAAAACAAGAAAGAAAAUAAAGAUGAGAUGGAGAAAAGAAAAUGAAAAAAACAUGUGACAAAUAUGAGGACUUGAUGAAGAAGUUAAUAAAAGUAAUUGUGAUAAUAAUGAUGAUCAAAGUUAGAUAAACGUGGUAAAUUGAUAAUUUGUUUAUGAGAAGUUUUAUAUUUUUGAAAAUAUAAAAGAAAGAUGAAUACAUGUUGUUUAUUUUAUCUUAUUUUAUUUAUUUUUAUUUUUUCGCAAGGUUGUAAAGUUUUCUAAUAUUAUGUGAUUAGUUUUAUUAUUAUUAUUAUUAUUAUUAUUAUUAUUAUUAUUAUUAUUAUUAUUAUUAUUAUUAUUAUUAUUAUUUUGAGAGUGUUUGUUCCCCAGUAAUUUGUGAUGAUUAUAUGUUUUGUGUGUGUAAACUAUUUCUUUGCUGUCAGAAACUUGUGUUUUUGAAUAUAUAAAUCUUAUGUUUUCCUUUAAUAUGUGUGUGUGUGUGUGUGUGUGUGUAAGAGAGAGAAAGAGAGAGUGAGAGAAAGAACAUAAAUGAAAAUGGGAAUCAGUGAAAAACAUAAUGUAAACAAAAAUGACAUUUAAAGAUGACUUAUUUUUUACUGAGAAGCAGAAAUGGAACAAAGUCUGGUGUGUGUGUGUACAUAAGCUUCAGGCCCCACUGUGGCUCAAGGAUGCUCAGUGGCUCUUGGCUUCCUGCUCUUUACUUUACUCCUCGUUUUUUAAUAAUAAAUGGAUGAUUUCAUUGUUA
This is a messenger RNA of Scylla paramamosain (green mud crab), 8862 nucleotides long. RefSeq names its product nuclear pore complex protein Nup98-Nup96-like (gene Nup98-96). The record is from RefSeq and is a predicted model, not a curated record. Gene Ontology annotation, molecular function: structural constituent of nuclear pore; RNA binding. Lineage: Eukaryota; Metazoa; Arthropoda; Malacostraca; Decapoda; Portunidae. The transcript has 31 exons. Gene Ontology annotation, biological process: telomere tethering at nuclear periphery; RNA export from nucleus; protein import into nucleus. Gene Ontology annotation, cellular component: nuclear pore cytoplasmic filaments; nuclear pore. The coding region runs from base 201 to 5951 and encodes 1916 amino acids.